CAAUGGAAUGCUGUGUCGACGGUUGCCUGGGGAACCGGGGCCUGCUAGGUGGCUGCCUCCUGGGAGCACUGAACUCACUGCCGCUGUGGCACUACCCUCCAUCAGAAACCUCCCAGGGCCUCCCAGGCUUCUGCAGAGCUCCGGCCAGCCAGGUGGAAAAAAAGCCGGAGCCAUCGUCGGAAGAAUGGCGGCUCCCUGGAAGGAGCGCUUGCAACUGGCCUCGCAAGAGAAGCCGCCUCCGAAGAUCCCGGAACAGAAUCCCGACCACCUCCCGCCGUUGCUGAGUCUGCUGGAGAAGAGGCAGGAGCUGGCGGAUGCGGGCCGGGGCCUGCAGGCCCAGAAGGAGGUCUUCCAGACCACCAUGGCGGCCCUGCAGGAGCGCCGGGAACAGCUGGAACAGAAGCAGCAGGAGCUAAAGGGGUCCUUUCACCGCUUUGACAAGUUCUUGCAGGAUUCCGAGGCCCGGCGCAGCCGCACGCUGCAGAGGGCGGCGGAGGAACGACACCGGGCCGGCCGCCAGGAGGCCGAGGCACUGCGGCUUCGGGCCCAGCUCGAGGAGCUGCAGCGGGAGCGCGCGCGGCUGCAGCGUCGGCUACAGCGGCUGCAGCCCUGCGCGCGCCUGCUGGAGCAAGUGCUGGAUCAGCUGCCAGAGUUCCAGGAGGUCCCCGAGCUAGUGGCGCGCUUCGAUGCCCUAGCCGACACGCUGGCCGAGCUGAAGCUCACGGAGCGCCAGCGGCUGGCGGAGCUGGAGGAGGCGCGCACGCGGCUGCGGCGGCUGCGCGACGCCUGGCAGGACGAGCUGCUCCAGCAGGGCCAGCGGCGAGCGCAGCUGCUGGAGCGCCUGGACGCGGCGCGGGAGCGCACGCUGCACUGGGAAUCCAAGUGGGUUCAGAUCCAGAACACAGCCACUGAGAAGGCCCUGCUCCUGGGACGCACUAGGAUGGCAACGCUCAACUUGUUCCAGUUAGUGUGCCAGCACCAGAGGCAGCCACCUGCCCUGGACAUCGAGGACACCGAGGGGCAGCUGGAGCAGGUGAAGCUGUUCAUCCUGGACCGCUCUGCCAUGCUGGCCAGCCUUCCUCAGGCCAAGCCUGCGGCCCCCGCCCCAUAGCCUGACCCAGGUGAGCAGUGGGGGAGGGGACCCCCCACCUGGAGACAGGUGCAUAUUUGCUGCGGGGGUGGGGGGUGGGAGUAGGUGGCUGAGUGGUUCUCACCUGAAGAGGGGAGGGUCAGGCCCACUCAGGUUGCGGUGGGACACAAGGGGCACACAGGGAGCACUUGAAACACCGGGGCUACCUGGGGGCACCCACCCCACGCCCACCACCUGGCCCAGAGCCAGGCCCCCCCGUCCAGGGCAGCCGGGAGCAUUAGACAAGCAGGUAUUUGUCAGGUGCUUGCAAUGGGCCUGGUGCAAAUCCUGGUAAUUCUGGACAAGUGUUUGGUAAGUCCAGUGACAUCGGUGGGACCAGCGAGAGGGUCAGUCUCAGGGGCAGAUGCCCACUCCCAGAGCAUCUGCUCACCAAGGCUCCUCCACGGUGCACCGGCACUCGGCAACCUUGGGCUCCAUAACCCAGCUGCUGGAGCUGCCUUUGACCUUCCCAGGACCCCACGGGGGCUGAGGGGCACAGGCCUCGGAGCAGGUCGGAGGCCAGGACAGGCUCUGAUGUCCAGGUGUGUGGUGGGGCAGUGUCAACCCCUUCACAGCCCGAGAGGAGCAGCCCCACCCUCCGCCCUGGACCCUGCAGCCGACUCCUUCCCGCUGGCCACGCCCAGCUGCGAGGCUGCCCUGGCAAAAGGAGGGGACUGACCGCCAGCUUUGGGGCUCACCCGCCUCAGGCAACUGACCCAUCCCC
Molecule: messenger RNA, 1853 nt
Organism: Phyllostomus hastatus (greater spear-nosed bat)
Lineage: Eukaryota; Metazoa; Chordata; Mammalia; Chiroptera; Phyllostomidae
Gene: CFAP73
Product: cilia and flagella associated protein 73
Exons: 7
Coding region: 8-1111 (367 amino acids)
Biological process (GO): spermatid development
Source: RefSeq, a predicted model, not a curated record